GAGAGAUGCAAAGUUGAAAAGUUCCUCGAAUGGCAGACGCGGCAUCAUAAUUGCGAGAGAAAUUCUGACGGGCUCAAGUUUCUUCGUCCUUAACCCCAACGAUUUCUCAGGUUCUUUCUAUUAUCUCUCUGCUUCCUUCCUCGAAGAACCCAGCACGCGCCUCAGACGCCGUCUUCUCUUCCUUUUAUACAAAGUAAAAUCCUCUCUUUAUCUUAAUCUUUUGGGUAUCUUAAUUAUCUCUUUAUUUUGCAAAAGGAGGAGCUUUCGGAAUUCGAUUUGGUUGUUCUUUUUGAUUUCAAAAGUGUAAAAGUUUUGAACAAAUUAUAGGGCAAAGUCGACUUUAGAAUUAUACCCAGCUGAAUUUUGAUUCUUCUAUGUCGACGUAUACCAUUCAGGGUCAACCUCUUGAAGUCACCGUUAUUGGAUGCACAAAGUUGAAAGAUACGGAAUGGAUUUCAAGGCAGGAUCCUUAUGUGUGCCUUGAAUAUGGUAGUACAAAGUUUCGCACCACCACUUGCACAGAUGGUGGAAGAAAUCCCACAUUCCAAGAGAAAUUUGUGUUUUCUCUGAUUGAAGGGCUAAGAGAGAUUAAUGUCACAGUUUGGAACAGCAAUACAGUUACUUAUGAUGACUUCAUUGGCAAUGGAAAAAUCCAGUUGGCUAAAGUUCUAGCCGAAGGGUAUGACGAUAGUUCAUGGUCACUUCAAACUAAAACUGGCAGACAUGCUGGGGAAGUACGACUGAUAUUACAUUUUGCAAAUGCCAAUAGACCAUCGUCAACUUUUGCACCCUCGGCACCACCAUUUCAUGCACCUACUCCACCCCAAGUUUCCGCGUAUGCUACAAUGCCACUGCCACAUCCAACAGCCUACCCUCCUCCUAGUGCUACACCCUAUGCAUCAUUUCAAUCUCCCUAUCCUUCUUACCCACCCAGCUCCGGAGCCUAUCAAACAUCCAUGUACUCCUCCCCAUAUCCAUCUGGGUAUCCUCCCACGUCCUACCCGCCGCCUCCCUCGGCUUAUCCUCCUGGUCCUUACCCACCACCUCCGCAAGUCUCACCCUUCUAUCCUCCAGGUCCUUAUCCUGGAAUUUAUCCUCCACCACAGUAUUGAAGUCUCAAUGUUGGCCCUGAAUGAUCUUUUCAUAAGUUGUAUAGAGCUCCACUUUCUUUUAGUAUGCCUGUAGACUUCUCUGCUAAUGGGGUUUUUGCUUUUUUAGUCUUUUUUGGAACUUUUCUUUUGAUGUAAAGACAGGAAUUUGACAGUAAUAUAUUGAGGUUGCUGUUCUCAUGUUUUGUUUUUUUUUUUCCUAUUCAAAUUUAGCUUGGUAUAGAAGGACAACAAUGAUAAAUUCAUUUAAAAUUAAAUAAAAAGUUCAAAGAUGGGAAUAUAGUCAAAGAAAGAUGGGAGAAAUAUAAUUGCAAAGUCUGAAGAAGAGUGAGCUAGAUGUAAAGCCUAUCAAAGGAGUACUUGGAUUCUACAGAAAGCUAGGCAGCGCUUUGAAACUUCUCCAUAAAUUUCUCUCCUUUUCAUUGUUUUAGUACUUCAACAUGUGGAAGAGGGAAGGUGAUCAGUAGGUUAUAUGUGUGUGUAUAUAUAUACACGUUAAAUUACAAGUACUUUUAACGUUUGUGUU
Molecule: messenger RNA, 1635 nt
Organism: Benincasa hispida (wax gourd)
Lineage: Eukaryota; Viridiplantae; Streptophyta; Magnoliopsida; Cucurbitales; Cucurbitaceae
Product: Calcium-dependent lipid-binding (CaLB domain) family protein
Source: RefSeq, a predicted model, not a curated record